AUGAACUCAACUUUCCAGUUCUCGUUUUACUAUAAAGCAAACAACAACCUUGCUCAAAUUCGGGACUUCUCUCUACCCGAAACAACAACACAUCAAUCUCAGUUUUUGUUCGUGAUUCACGCUCUAUUUGCGCUAUCUCGGUCCUCAUCGAAUCAACAAAUAAGCAACAAAAAACAACAAUAUUACAAUAAACAGUUCAGAGAAACAAACAUGGGUGCAAAAAUUAUAGGAGAAAAAUACCUAUCGGACUCCCUCCUAUGGGAUUCAAGAAGAGGUGUUUCUGCGAUGAUGGUAAUUUCGGUGUUUGGAUUGAACGUUGGUGAUACGUUUCUAUUUGCUUCUGAUGUUGUUGUUGCGUUUCUUAUUUGUAGGCUCAUUGUUAUCGGUGUUGUAUGA
Molecule: messenger RNA, 396 nt
Organism: Vicia faba (fava bean)
Lineage: Eukaryota; Viridiplantae; Streptophyta; Magnoliopsida; Fabales; Fabaceae
Source: the annotation of a GenBank genome assembly